Entrophospora sp. SA101 is the source of this 966-nucleotide messenger RNA. The record is from the annotation of a GenBank genome assembly. Lineage: Eukaryota; Fungi; Glomeromycota; Glomeromycetes; Entrophosporales; Entrophosporaceae.
AUGGUGGGUUAUGAAUUAAAAAAAUUCAAUGGAUAUCCUACUGAAGAUCCCGAAGAACAUAUUGAAGAAUUUAGAUUGUGGCUUGUAGGUUCUGGAAUAGAUAUAGGUGCUGGCCAUGCUAAUAGAAUUAAUGCUCAUGGUGUUUUUAUAGCAUCUCUCAAAGGUGAUGCUAGAAGAACCAUCCAUGGAAAAAAUUGGGAAUUGAGAAAUUUACUUGAUAAUACAGCACAAGCUAAUUUAGGUGCAGUCCAAGGGCGAACAGCGCCCCAGUUAGGCAUACAAGCAUUAAAUCGGGCUAAUGGACAAGCUGGCAAUAUUGUAAUUCCAGCUCAUACAGUAUUUGAUGAAGAUUGGUCUUUUGCUGAUGGACGACCAACUGAUCGCUUACCCAAUGCACCCAAUACUAAUACAGGUAAUACUGUAGUUGUAGCUGGAAUUAGGCUUGGUCAGGUAUUAUAUUGGUUUAAGACUAAUUAUCCCACAGUUACCACUGAAAAACAGCAAGUUCUCUUUGGUACAACUGUUCAAGGAGCUAGGCUUGCUGGUAUUGAUGAACAGCAGAUUCGAUUACAAUUUCUUUGUGGACUUUCACCCGCAAAUCAAAUGGAAGUUCAAUGUUUAGGAAUUGAAAAAUCUGUGAAUGAAUUGCUCCCACGACUCGAAGAAAUUGAAAGAUAUACAGCGGAACAAUUAUCUGGAGCUUACCUGCAUUCAAACUCAGAUUCAGUAUCAUCCAGUAAAGGUCAUGGAAAGAAUAAUUACUCAAGCAAUAUGGGUAUGAGUAGAGAUGAAAUGGAAAGCUUUGUAAAAUCUAUUAUAGCUUCAUCACAAUCUCAACCAGUUUUGCAAACUACCUCUUCUAAAUCUCAGGAAAAUCAAUCUAAUCAAAUCACGCUUUCACAAGAUGAUUUCAAAAAAAUUAUAGCAGGUUUAAGGGAACUAUUGCUAAAGGACAACAGACUUUAA